Molecule: messenger RNA, 669 nt
Organism: Peronospora matthiolae
Lineage: Eukaryota; Oomycota; Peronosporomycetes; Peronosporales; Peronosporaceae
Source: the annotation of a GenBank genome assembly
AUGUUGUGUGAACACUCUUCACGAGCACCUAAGGAGGCUUACCUCCCUAAUAGCCCGUGGUGGCGCGUGCGGAUCUCUAGUGAGAUGUACGAAGGGGUUGACAACCUGAAAUCCCUUUACGACCGUGCCGGGAAGACUUUCUCCAGCGUUGGGAGCGGGGCUCCCAAGAAUCCCAGGACGGGGGAUAGCCGCGCCACCGGGCAAGAUAACUCGUCCGACGUCCGUUCACGUCGCGGUGGUUCAACAGCUGCUCUACUAGAUAGCGCUGGCCACCGCGAGAGUCCUCUAAUGGAGGUGGAGGAGGAGGGAAGACGCUCUCCACAAAAUCGUGGGGAUCCGUGUGUUCCCGAGAGCUUCUUUAAUCGCGUAACGCAAGGGUUACGCGACGAUCUCGAACAUGAGCGGGACAGGCGUCUCCAAAUGGGGGACACUGUCUUGAAGCAUCGAGCUGAGUUUGCCUUUGCUCAGCUUGAAACCGAGAGAUCUCUGACAUCGCUUCGGGAAGAGCUAAGGGUAGCUCGUGGGAUUGUUGAUCGGUCUCGGGAUGAGAUAGCUGCUCUUCAGACCCUUGUCGAUGCCCACCAUCGGGAGCACAAGGCUCUCUGCGAGAUGCUUGAGCGCAAGGGCGUUCUUCAUCGGAAGAAGCAGCGUACUGAUGGUACGGCUUAA